Molecule: messenger RNA, 1736 nt
Organism: Nicotiana tabacum (common tobacco)
Lineage: Eukaryota; Viridiplantae; Streptophyta; Magnoliopsida; Solanales; Solanaceae
Product: zeatin O-glucosyltransferase-like
Molecular function (GO): UDP-glycosyltransferase activity
Source: RefSeq, a predicted model, not a curated record
CUUGUAUAAACUCCAACACAAGACAUAAGUAAAGACUAGCAAAAGCCAAUUAUUUCAUCUUGACGUUUAAAAUGGGUGGUUGCGCCUCUUUAGAUCAAAGCCAUGACCAAAAUGAUUUCUUAGAAAAACAAGUUGCUGUAGUGAUGGUGCCCUUUCCAGUACAAGGGCACCUCAAUCAACUUCUCCAUCUCUCUCGUCUUUUAUCGUCUUAUAAUUUACCAAUACAUUAUAUUGGCUUUGAAGAUCAUAUCAAGCAAGCAAAGCUUCGCGUCCAUGGUUGGGACCUAAAUGCAAGGUCCACCAUCUAUUUUCAAGAACUUCCAGUACCACCAUCACUAAAUAUUUCUUCUCAAAUAUCUCGCACAGAGCUUAUGACAUGUUUAUUUCACGCAACUUUACAGCUGCGUGAACCUGUUUUUACCUUUCUAAAAGAAGUGUCUGCUAAGUAUAGGAGGGUGGUAAUUAUUUACGACUCCCUAAUGACUUGUACUGUUCAAGAUGUAUGUUUAAUACCUAAUAUGGAAGCUUACUGUUUCCACAGUAGCUCAGCUUUUAAUACUUACUCGUUCAUUUGGGAUGCCAUCACAAAGCUUUUUCCGGCUUACGUGAAGACGAAUCAUCCUACGAUGGUAAGUGAAAGACUCUUGAAAUCAUUUAUGAAAGCUUUUGCCAAUCUAAAGGUCUCGAGUUUGAUGUUUUCAUCACCUAACAUUAGAAGGAAAAUGAAGAUUCUAAAAAACCUUCCAUCCAUUGAAAGUUCUUACCCGCCUGAAAUCUUGGAAGUUCUUAAGAAGCAACUUGAAUGUGGAAAGAUCAAAUGUGGAGAUAUUCAUGAUACAAGCAGAGUGAUAGAGGGUCCUUAUCUUGAUUUACUUACAAAGUUCAUGGGGAAUGAUAAGCAAUGGGCUCUUGGCCCUUUUAAUCCAAUGGUGAUUAUGGAGAAAAAGGGUCCAAUAAUUGUACGUCGACAUGAAUGUCUAGAGUGGCUGGACAAACAAGCUCCAAACUCAGUGAUACUCAUAUCGUUUGGAACAUCGGUUUCUUUAUCACACGACCAAAUCAAUGAGCUAGCCAUUGGUUUAGAGCGAAGCCAACAAAAAUUCAUAUGGUUAUUAAGGACUGCUGAUGAUCGCAAAGCAAACGCUUCGACAGAAGAAAAUAAUGUACUCGUAGAAGCUCAAUUGCCAGAAGGGUUUGAAAAAAGAAUAGAAGGAAGAGGAAUUAUAGUGAAAGAUUGGGCACCCCAAUUGGAAAUCUUGGCACACCAAUCAACUGGUGGGUUCAUGAGUCAUUGCGGAUGGAAUUCAUGUAUGGAGAGCAUUACUAUGGGAGUGCCAAUAGCAGCAUGGCCUAUGCAAGUUGACCAGCCAAGAAAUGCUGUGCUUAUAACAGAGGUGUUGAGAAUAGGCUUGAAUGUGAGGAAAUGGGAUAGUAAAGAUAACUUAGCUUCAUCAAUGACUAUUGAAAAUGUUGUGAAAAGAUUAAUGACUUCAUUAGAAGGAGAUGACAUGAGGAAGAACGCCAAAUUGUUGGGCAAUGCAAUCAAAGAGUCCAUGGUGGAUGGUGGUGCUACUAGGAAAGAGUUAGAUACCUUUAUUGCUCACAUCAGAAGAUAACUGUUCUGUUCAAUUAAUGAUGAUCGAUGUUAUGCUGGAAGUAGUAUUAACUUUUCUAUACCAUCUGGAAUUAGUUUUUUUUUUAGUAGUAACAUUUCUAACUUUGAAAAAUAUGCUAAA